Malaya genurostris is the source of this 2449-nucleotide messenger RNA. Its product is annotated as zinc finger protein 595-like. The record is from RefSeq and is a predicted model, not a curated record. Gene Ontology annotation, cellular component: nucleus. The transcript has 2 exons. Lineage: Eukaryota; Metazoa; Arthropoda; Insecta; Diptera; Culicidae. Gene Ontology annotation, molecular function: RNA polymerase II cis-regulatory region sequence-specific DNA binding; DNA-binding transcription activator activity, RNA polymerase II-specific. Gene Ontology annotation, biological process: regulation of transcription by RNA polymerase II. The coding region runs from base 1038 to 2078 and encodes 346 amino acids.
UUUGAAAUUGGUGCGACCUUUUUUUUUGCUCGGCAAGUUAGUUAAGCGUAUCAUACUUGCCAUACUUGCUAACUGCAGACUUUUUUUUCGGAUAUACAGACUUUUGCAACCCUGUCUGAAGAUAUUUGAAAUUUUUACCUGGCAUCUCUGUCUCGAAGAAGCGAGAAGAAACAAAACAAGAAUAAAAGUAAGCUGGAAGCUGGAACUUCACUUCAGUUUCAAACGUAAAACGUAUAAGUUGUACUUAGUGUUUGCUCCAAAAUUCUGCUUCACUGGUGUUUCCAGCUUGGGGAUCUGCCUUGGCAUCGUUCCUUUUUUGCUGCUUGAAGUUCCUCCUGGUUUUCUGCAGGUUCCGACGGUGAGUCUGAAAAGAUAAAAAAAAGGAUUAUAAAGAUAUAAAGCUUGAAAGUGCUUCUUCAAAACUCCCCGAAAAAAUCCUUUUGUGCACUGUAUAGUGGAUACUAAAUGAGAUAUUAGUCUGAGGUGAAAUUAUCUAGUCGGCGUCUUCCCUUUUCGGAUUUGGUUCCGUUCUAUGGAUUAUCUCCCGAUUUGCAAAGAUUUGACAUAAAUGAAUAUGUAUUGAUGGCAAUUCUUCUAAAGGAUUACAAGCAUUACAAGAAAACGAAGAAAACAUAAACAAUCACUCUGAAGAACUCGACAUUAGAGAGCGGAAAGCUUUGAUAAAUUUUAUGAAAUUAUACGAAGUUCAUGAAUAUUUGCUUCUAGGAAACUGGAAUCUUGUCAUGCAAAGCAAAGCCUUGGUAUUACAUUCCUGUAGUGGAAUUUGACCUUCUGUUUCAACAGACUUCGCAGCCGAUUCAGUGUGUACAGAACCAUUACCUGGCUGCUGCUACGAUUCUACUGACACUACGAAACCUUCCAGAUCGGGGCUCGAACAUACGAAUUGAAGCAUUGAACCGCCAACCCGGGACAAUAUUGUAUCUUGUCAUGCACGAGAUGUGAUAUUUCCUCUCCAAAAAUCGAUGUCUGUCGAUGAAACUGAUGUUUAAAAGGUCGUCUUAGUACAUGAAAGCAAGAUGCCUUAUAAUUGCGACAUUUGUGGGGAAAAGUUUCCACUGAAAACCGCCCUGACCAAGCAUAUGAUUGCACACACUGGUAGCAACCUAUACAAUUGUGAUGUGUGCGGCAAAGAACUAUCAUCUAAACAACGAUUGAAUGAGCACAGAACGAUUCACACCGGUGAGCGUCCGUACAAGUGCACUGUAUGCGAAAAAGAUUUUGCCCUUAAAGUAUAUCUAUCCAGACAUAUGACUAUUCACGAAAAAGAUUACAAGUACAGGUGCAAAGUGUGUGACAAAGGCUUUAAUCAUAGUUCAAACCUCACGACACACAGACAACAAUGUGCAGGCCUUUCGAAAGAUAUUCGUCUUCAUUCGGUUCAGAAGUAUGUAUGCGCUAUAUGUGGAACAGAGUUUCCCACCAAGUAUUUCCUAGAUAAGCAUGAGUAUGUUCACACGGGCUAUUACGAACAUACUUGUGAUGUGUGUGGCAAAGGUUUCACAACCAGAACGUUUUUGAAGAACCACGUAUACAGCCAUAAAGCUGAACGGGCUUAUAAAUGCACUGUAUGUGGAAAAGAUUUCCCCAUUAGGUCUGAUUUAGACAGACACAUGUAUAUUCACACGGGUGAUCAUAUGUAUGAGUGUAAUGUGUGUGGCAAAGGAUUCGUAUCCAGGAUACUCUUGAACGAGCACGAACACAGUCAUACAGGCAAGCAACUAAUCAAUUGUGAUGUAUGCGGUAAAGAAGUAUCUAAGCGUCGAAUGAAGGCUCAUAAAACAAUUCACAAUGCUGAGCGACCGUACAAGUGCACUGUAUGCGAGAAAGAUUUUGUCCUUAGAGAGUAUCUAUUAAAACAUAUGACUGCUCACAAGCAAGAAUACAAUUAUAAGUGCGAAGUAUGCGACAAAAGUUUUAAGCAUAGUACUACCCUCGGGAGACAUAAACGUAUUCAUACCGGCGAGAAGUAUGAAUGCGUCAUAUGUGUGAAAGAUUUUACCACUAAGGAAUACCUAGCUGUCCAUAUGCGUAUUCACACGGAUGAUUACAAACACUAGUGUAAAGUUUUCGGUAAAGGAUUCAGGAACAAAUCAAUCUGAAAUCUGAAACUUUUCAAUUGCAUCGUUAAAAGAAAAGAGUGACUUGAAAUAAUAUUGACAAUGGAUAUCAUUCAACCUCAGAAUGAACAUCUUAGUCAUCAUGGAUAAGGAGAGAAAAUGUUGCCGCUUUACGGACUUUCCGGAAGAGCGACGACUCAUCAUUCGGUUUAUUGAUUUGUUUUGAACUUUUAAAUGCAGCAUAGGUUUCGUAACUCGAAUCACACGUAAAAUUAUUCAAAAGUUACUUUUAGCUAGCAUAAAAAUUUUCUAAAUUAUUAUAGUUUCUAGAAAAAUAAACAAUAGUCAAAAUUUCCCUGCGAUUGUAUUUC